AUGGAGGAUGAGAUGGACUUGCGGCAGUUGGAGAAGAGCUUGAAGCUGCGUGGUAAGACUGGCUGCGAGACUUGCCGGGAGACGAACAAACUCCUUUCCGAAGCUAAGAAGGAGAAGAAGAAGAAGAAGAAGAAGAAGAAGAAGAAGAAGAAGAAGAAGAAGAAGAAGAAGAAGAAGAAGAAGAAGAAGAAGAAGAAGAAGAGCAAGCAUGAUGGGUUUAUCAUUGAAAAGAUACUAAUCCUCUGUAUCAUCUUUAUUUGUUUCGAGAACCUGGCUGGGAAUUACAAGGCUGCUAAUAUGCAUCUGCGUAACGGCCUUUGUAUCUUGAAACAACACAGAAAAGAGGUCGUGCCCAACUACUCAGGUACAUCGACGACAAUAACGGCAACGCAGACCUCGAUUCAACACGCUGUCGCCAACGUCCUCCUCCGCUUCGACCUCCAAGCCAUGACCUUCUCCGACGAUACGAGCCCCUAUGAAUGGAAUUUAGACGCCGCGCCAGAAGUCCCGGAUAUACCAGCAGAAGGAGCUUAUAGCAGUAACGAAGCCGCGAGAGACGAUCUCGUAGGGUUGAGUAGGUGUAUGUUGUGGGUGGCAGGGAUUCUGGACAAGGAAGUGCAGGUUGCGGGAGAGAAGGGGUUUAAGGAGAUGUAUGAGGGGAUGAUUAGAGGGUUAGGGGUAUGGCAAGAGCGGUUUGGGAGGUUUGAGAAGAACAGUGGAAGAGGGCGAGGGGGUGAGGAGGCUAACGUGAGUAAAAUGUAUGAAGCGGUUACGAAAGAUGGGAGAGACGAAGAGAGGGCGCGAGCUGGCAGGACACUCCUGCGGAUUUAUGCUAUUAUCAUGCGGACGAUUGCUGCAGCUGGGGCGGGCCUCACGAGUGAAAUGGCGUGGGAUGACUAUAUUGAGGAUUUCAGGGAGGUUGUUGAACUUGCGGAAACGUUGCCUAUGUUGCAACUUCGACCUCAGCCAUCUGCAUCUUCUUCGCCAUUGCCAUCACCACCCCGCCACUUAACAAUCAUCUUCCACUCCAACACCACAUACCCGGUUUCCACCCACACAUUCAUCCCCCUCCUUCACAGCCACACUCACCCCCUAACCUUCUCCCCCUCCUUCGAACUUUCCCCCAUCGUUCCCCUCUUCCUUAUCGCAACACGCUGCCGCGAUCCGCUUGUCCGUCGGCGCGCCCUGCGUCUCCUACUCAACUACCGACGUCGUGAGGGUGUUUGGGAUUCUCUAGCCGCGGGUGUGGUCGCUGCGGAAGUUUUGAAACAGGAAGAAGGUAUUCAGGAUGCAGAGAUUGGUGAAGGAAACUGGGUGGGUAGAGCGAGUGGGGUGGAGAGGGCGGGCGAAGUACUGGAAGGUAGGAGAUUAAAGGAUCUUUUUGUGAGAGUGGAAAUGGGCGAGGGGAGUGAAGGGAUUAUCGAGAUGAGUUAUGACAAGGAGCAUAAAGAGAGUGGAAGGAAGUUGGGGAGGAGAGAGGAUGUAGGAUUUGUUGGGAGUGAUGUUGGGUGUUAG
Alternaria atra is the source of this 1515-nucleotide messenger RNA. RefSeq lists its product as uncharacterized. NCBI's taxonomy places the organism in Eukaryota, Fungi, Ascomycota, Dothideomycetes, Pleosporales, Pleosporaceae. The transcript is spliced from 2 exons. The record is from RefSeq and is a predicted model, not a curated record. The coding region runs from base 1 to 1515 and encodes 504 amino acids.